AUGGGCUCGAUACCCGGAACCUUUUUCUUAGAAGACUCGGCUCGUCACCGAGCCGAGUUGACGACGAGACAGACGGGCUAUGAUUCCCGCCACGCCUACCGACACAAACACCACUUCCACCAGCACAACUUCGUCCUUGGCCUCCUCACCACUCUCCUCGCCUGGCCUUCGGAACGCGCCCCGCGGCCUCGCUGGCGCAAGCGGUCUUUCUUCCCGCUCGCCGCCCAGUUCACCACCAACGCCGCCCUCGCCGGUAGAGACAGCAUCAGCCGCGGCGUCGACAGGGGCUCCCGUCGAAGACAAGGCAACGUCGCCAGCAGGCGCAGGCACCCCAGGGCUUGCACCCGCAGCAAAAGCCUCACUACUCCCGGCCGCAUCGCCAUCGUCCUCGCCGUUCUCAGCAUCCUCGCCUCUCUCGCCCCGCGCCGCCUCCACCUCUCCUCACCCCUCAUCGUUUCGAGCCCGUCGCGCAUCGCCCUCGCCCGCCGUAUCCAGGCUCUCGUCCCCAGUCUGGACUCGCGUAUUCUCGAUUCAGCCGUGGUCAACGUGCCUGCUCGCGUUGUCGACGACGCCCUCGACCGCAUCUCGGGCCGCGACGUAGUCAUCAGCGUCGGCGGGGCAUCAGCCGUCGGUCUCGCCAAGGCAAUCGGUGGUCGCAAGGGCAUUCCUCACAUCUGCAUCCCCACGACGUACAGUGGCUCUGAGAUGAUGCCCCUACUCCUUGACACGGUCAGCAACAUGAGCACUGUCCGCGACCCCAAGAUUUUACCCACUGUCAUCAUCUACGACGAGGAGCUCACCAUGAGCCCUCUGAAGAGGUUUUCUGCUCCCUCGGACUCUGCCGCCAUGGCCCGGUCCACUGAGUUGCGAGCAUGUCCCUCCAAGGGCGACGAGACUGCUCAGUGGAGCUAUAUCCAUCUGCCAGGUGUUUAG
Hirsutella rhossiliensis is the source of this 933-nucleotide messenger RNA. RefSeq names its product iron-containing alcohol dehydrogenase domain-containing protein. NCBI's taxonomy places the organism in Eukaryota, Fungi, Ascomycota, Sordariomycetes, Hypocreales, Ophiocordycipitaceae. The record is from RefSeq and is a predicted model, not a curated record. The transcript has 4 exons. Gene Ontology annotation, molecular function: metal ion binding; oxidoreductase activity. The coding region runs from base 1 to 933 and encodes 310 amino acids.